UUAAGCCAUGAUACGCUCAUUUACGUACAUUCCCAUUACUUACCAUUGAGUCCGCCAUAUUGGAUUUUGAUCAGUGGAAGAAUCCAUUCGACAGUGAGUGCCUGGCCUUCGUGCUUGCACAUCGGAAGGCCUCGGGAACCAGGCUAUCUGCAGUACUGCACGGCUUUGUCAUGGAGAGCAUGGGGCAACUGCGAAGGCAACUGUGGAAAACAGACACUCCAAACUAGAAAACGCACCAUAUGUUAUGAUUCAGACGAAAUUUACUUGAGGAUAUCAAUGCCGAUUACUCGCCAAAAAGUUUUAAACUUUUGCAAUAUUACACAACCAACAGUGGAAACGAGACUUUGUAAGCAGUGCAUUUUCGGAAAAUUCAAUGUCACUGCCAAUGCUUGUGAAAUAUGCAAGAACAUCACGUGUAGCGCUCAGUUGUGUAAACAUGGAAUCUGUUAUGAUACAAACUCCAGUGUUCGAUGUGACUGUUAUGAUGGGUUUGCUGGACUCGACUGUAGUAUAGAGCUUACAAAGGACUUCAAACUGCCGACUUGGUUACCUUGGCUGGAGUAUGCACUUUUGGCUAUAAUAUCCAUGGUCAUUCUGAUGGCGACUGGGUGUAUUUGUCUGAAAUGCUGUGUAGUUUGUGGAUGCAUGACUUCCGACGAGGAGGAAAAGAAAAAGCGAAAGAAAAUGAAAGAAGAUAUUCAGCAAGAACACUACUCAUUAAAACCUAAAUCAGUGAUUGAUUUUUAAAAUUGAAAAUCUGUUCUUUUCUAUGCAACAUUCAGUUUAACAAAUUGGCUAGCUAUAAUUACAAAACAAUGAUAUUUCAAAUGAAA
Molecule: messenger RNA, 833 nt
Organism: Ostrea edulis (European flat oyster)
Lineage: Eukaryota; Metazoa; Mollusca; Bivalvia; Ostreida; Ostreidae
Exons: 3
Source: RefSeq, a predicted model, not a curated record